Molecule: messenger RNA, 1303 nt
Organism: Symbiodinium sp. CCMP2456
Lineage: Eukaryota; Dinophyceae; Suessiales; Symbiodiniaceae
Source: the annotation of a GenBank genome assembly
AUGGAUGAAGCGGCUGACCUGGUCGCAGAGCUGCUGCCACAUAGGCAACCCGGCGAGGUGGCCGCGAUGGCACGGGACCUCGGGGCAUGGAAGCGUCGAGGAGAGAUGGCGCCGAGCUUGGCUAGGCAAUUGAGUGAUGGGAUGCCUUCGCAAUCAGUGACAGGGAACAGAGGUCGUCCGGAUCCGGGAGCCAUCUUUACUGCACUUGUGGAGAGCAGCCCCGCCAUUGCGCUGGAAGGCUUAAAGCGAUCUAUCAAGGCUCGGCGUUUAGCCCAAGCAGGGCGAGACGAGCGGGAGAAGGAGGCUCGCGAAAGGUGGGGUCUCGAGCUGGUUACAUAUAUCAAAGAAGCCAAUCUUCCGUGCGCCGAGAGGAUGUCUGCAAUGGGCGGGCAUAACAAUCAAUGGCUUCGUUUGUUUGGCAAUCGCAGGUCGAAGACACUGCGCAAUCGGGCUAUGUCGUGGCGAGGUUUUCGAUCGUGGCUUCAGGUUACCCAGGGCAAGGUUUGGCCGAGUGACGUGGGGUCCUUCUUGAAGUACCUUGAAGAGCGCCACGAGGUGCAGCCUCUGGGAAAGACUGUGCCGGGGAGCCUCCUGUCUUCUCUUUCUCUGCUGGAGAGUGUUGGCCAGGUACCGAGUUCUGACAGGUACAGUCACGACAACAUGCUCAUUGAAAGUGCCCGGUCAUGGCAGGCUGAGCUGGAGGCUGGUGCACUGCCGGUAAAGCAAGCUCCUAUGUAUACGGUUGCAAUCAUGUUGGCAUGCGAGCUGGUGGUGCGGAAGAGCAGCAUUGCUGUGGGAUAUCGUGUCAUGGCUUUCAUCCUCUUGGUUAUGGACUGUGAUAGGGAGUACAUGGAUGCCGAGGGCCUUUCGCUUCAGGUCCGUCGCUUCCUCAGUGAGCUGCGGACACCUUUCAGGCACGAGGGACGCUGGGGCCUGAGUCGUGCACUACUCAUUCCGGGAGCUAUGGUGCGCUACUGGACAGGCCAUUCAGGGAGGCACACACUGCCUAGCUUGUCUGCGGCGAUAGAAGUGGGAAAGGAGAAGCGAGACUUCUUGGGGCGCUGGGCCUACUCUCAGCACGGAUCUCAGGACUACGUGCUGACCGCCAGGCAGGUGGUUCAUGGUGUUCAGAAUCAUGUCUGCAAGACCCUCUUGGAGGGUAGUGAUUCCGGGGGAUACAUGGAGGAAGAAACCCUCAGCGAGCUUGAGGCCUUCGCUAGGGCCCACGACAUGGACCUUGAUUUCUUGGAGGGGCAUCGCAUUCUAAAGUGGGAUAGUGAUGCAAAAAGUUGGAAGCUCGGAG